Molecule: messenger RNA, 4875 nt
Organism: Periophthalmus magnuspinnatus
Lineage: Eukaryota; Metazoa; Chordata; Actinopteri; Gobiiformes; Gobiidae
Gene: satb1b
Product: DNA-binding protein SATB1
Exons: 13
Coding region: 165-2870 (901 amino acids)
Biological process (GO): chromatin remodeling; regulation of transcription by RNA polymerase II
Molecular function (GO): DNA-binding transcription factor activity, RNA polymerase II-specific; RNA polymerase II cis-regulatory region sequence-specific DNA binding
Source: RefSeq, a predicted model, not a curated record
UGCUCUCCGGACCGCCGCUGCGCUCGCUCGUGUCGCUGUUUACGCCGCUCACGCUGCACGCACGGUCUCGCGGUGACUCAAGGAAAAGAGGUUCAACUUUUGAUGGAAGACAAGCGGCCGGCCCUGCGCUGAGAUACAGGUGAUAGUAAGCUGAGGAGCUGAGAAUGAUGGAACAUCUCAGCGAGACGUGUCUGGGCAAAGAGAACUCGGAGCUGGUGAGCAGCAUGGCAGAGGCCAAGGGCCCGACGGCCAAACUGGCCCGUCUGGAGAAUGGCCCGUCGGUGCCCGGAGCCCCUCCGGCCAAGCUGCCCCGCCUGGAGCAGAACGGGCCCAGCACUCCGAGCGGCCCGCCCGCCAAACUGCCGCGCCUGGAGCAGAACGGCAGCCCCCUGGGACGCGCUCGCCUCGGCAGCAACGGAGCCAAACUCUCCGGGAUCCCGUACAAGCCCAGCAGCCACCUGCUCAAGUCCUGCCACAAGAGAGGUAACAUGCUGCCGGUGUUCUGCGUGGUGGAGCACUUUGAGAACCCGAUGGACUUCGACAGUAAAGAGGAGCAUGCUGAGUUUGUCCUGGUCAGGAAGGACAUGCUGUUCAACCAGCUCAUCGAGAUGGCCCUGCUGUCCCUGGGCUACUCCCACAGCUCCGCCGCACAGGCCAAAGGCAUGAUCCAGGUGGGGAAGUGGAACCCUGUGCCCCUGUCGUAUGUGACCGACGCCCCUGACGCCACAGUGGCCGACAUGCUGCAGGAUGUGUACCACGUGGUCACGCUUAAGAUCCAGCUGCACAGUUGUCCUAAGCUGGAAGACCUGCCGCCCGAGCAGUGGAGCCACUCCACAGUAAGAAACGCCCUCAAGGAGUUACUCAAAGACAUGAAUCAAAGCUCUCUGGCUAAAGAAUGUCCCUUAUCACAGAGCAUGAUUUCCUCCAUCGUGAACAGCACUUACUAUGCAAAUGUGUCGGCCGCCAAGUGUCAGGAAUUUGGGCGCUGGUAUAAACAUUUCAAGAAGACAAAAGAUAUGAUGGGCAUGCGCCAACCCUCCCAGCUGGAGGGCUACCUGGGGACGUGUGUCCUCCGAGAGAGCCCGCGUGCCAAUGCACUAGCAGACAUGGACGGCCUCGCAGACCUGUCUCCUCCAGGCUCCAACCACAACCACCUGAGCUUCUCUCAACAGCAGCAGCCCAUCCCUGGCAGCACAGCGGAGCAGACGCCCUCGUCCCCCGUCCCGCCUCUGUCCCACGCUCCGCCCUCUCACGGAGGUCAGGGGGGAGGACGCCAGCCCCAGAUGCCCGGCCUGCACCACCCGGGGUUGGUGUCCACGCCCAUCAGCCCACAGCUGGUCAACCAACAGCUGGUCAUGGCUCAGAUCCUGAACCAGCAGUACGCCGUCAAUCGCCUGCUGGCCCAGCAGACUCUGUCCCAGCAGUACCUCAACCACCCCCCAGUCAACCGUAACCACACCAAGCCCAUGGAGCCCCAGGUGGCCUCCAACACAGACGUGUCCUCAGAGAUCUACCAGUGGGUCCGGGACGAGCUCAAGAGAGCCGGCAUCUCCCAGGCUGUGUUUGCACGGGUGGCUUUCAACAGGACGCAGGGUCUGCUCUCUGAGAUCCUACGCAAAGAGGAGGACCCCAAGACCGCCUCCCAGUCCCUGCUGGUCAACCUGCGCGCCAUGCAGAACUUCCUCCAGCUCCCUGAGGCCGAGCGAGACCGCAUCUACCAGGAGGAGAGAGAGAGGAGUCUGACCGCCGCGUCGGCCAUGGCGUCUGCCCCGCUCAUCAGCACGCCCCCCAGCAGGCCCGUGCAGCCCUGGAGGGAGGAGAGCGUGCGGCCGGACGACUGGAACCCCCGGAUCCCUGUGGGCAUCUCCCCUGUGAGCACCUCCCCUGUGCACCUUCACCCCCCCAGACGCCCAGUGAAGCCCUCCACUCUGCCCAGCGAGUGGAACGGGAAGACAGAGAACUGCUUGGUCAACAUCAACUCCACCAUCUAUGACGAGAUCCAACAAGAGAUGAAGAGGGCCAAGGUGUCUCAGGCGCUCUUCGCCAAAGUGGCAGCCUCCAAAAGCCAGGGCUGGCUGUGUGAGCUGCUGCGCUGGAAGGAGGACCCCACCCCGGAAAACCGCACCCUGUGGGAGAACAUCUCCACCAUCCGCCGCUUCCUCAACCUGCCCCAGGGCGAGCGCGACGCCAUCUACGAGCAGGAGAGCAGCGCCAUGCAACAGCACCACAGCGAGAGGCCCACACACCUGCUGCACCUGUCACAGGAGCAGAUACAGGCCCAGUCCCAGAGUCAGCACCCUCCACCCCUGUCUCUGCAGCUGCCCUCUCAGGCCGUCCUGCCCCAGCCCAUGCUCCCACAGCCGCCCCUCCAGCCUCAGCAGGGCCCCCGCCUGCCGCCCCGCCAGCCCUCCACCGGCUCCCCCGCAGAGACCCCCGAGGACUCCGAGGGCUCCCGGGCCUCCAAUAAGCCCCGCUCAGCAGGGGCCAAGAUCUCCCUGGAGGCCCUGGGCAUCCUGCAGAGCUUCAUCCAGGACGUGGGCCUGUACCCAGACGAAGAGGCCGUGCACACCCUCUCCGCCCAGCUUGACCUGCCCAAGCUCACCAUCAUCAAGUUCUUCCAAAAUCAGCAGUUCUACGUUAACCAGCCCACCAACCACAAGGGGGCAGCGGCCAGCAAAGAACCCCGCCCCCAUAGCACCAGCAGCAGCGCCGGCUCUAGCCCCGCCCUGGAGGAGGAGCUGACGGACUUCAGGGAGGUCAAAGAGCUGGACGAGAGCACGCAGACCGACAACAGCAACAUGUUCAGCGUCAAGAUGGAGGAGGGCCGGGGAAGCGAGGGCCAGCCGGAGAGCGAGCACAGCAGCGAGUAGAUGGAAGCCUGCAGUUUACUGGAGCAGUAUGGGACGAGUCAGUGUGGGGCAACAUCUGAAAAGAAGACGUUUAUAUUUGUAUCAGCAAAGCACUUACAUUUAAAACAUGUUUCAUACAGAGACAAUGGAGCAACAAGCACUUGAGUGAUGAGAGUUUGACUGUAGCAGACAGACACAAGCCGGACUGAUCCGAGCCGUACCGCUCCAGUGGGACCGCAGCAGGAGCAGACUGACUGAAGCUGGGGCCUCCUGUAGUAUUGUGUAUUAUGCCUGUACAGACUGAAGCUCACUCAACACUGCGACACAUCAUGCUGUGGAUGUCCCUCUUUUACACUGACUCUUCACUUUUUCACAUACUGAUUUCACUGAUUCUACUGAUUUCACUGAUUCUACUGAUUUCACUGAUUCUACUGAUUCCACAGUCCUGCACUUUGUCGGGGCGGCCAUAGGUGUUUGUGAUGUCCAACCAGACUUUUUUAAAACAGAAAAUGAAUUCAAAGGACCAAGUAGUUGACCAGGCCUUAAUCAUGAGGUAGAAAUGUGGAGCCUGCUGGAUUACCAUGGACAGCUCAGUCUUUACAUGUUUGUUAGGAAAGAAAUAUAAAUAUAUAUAAAUACUUAUAAAUAUAGACAUAUAUUGUAACUGUAAAAUACAGUCUUAAAGAAACUAUGCCAACAAAUGCCUUGUACUAUACGGCACUGCCGAGGUUACAUUCUUUUGCAAAACCUUUGUCACUGUAACUUUACAGCAGUUUAUUGGAGACUGGUGGAAACGCGCAUCCAGAAUGAGAAUAAAGAGGUCCACCCCACCCGCACAGAGAGGGGAAUGGGAGCUAGUUCAAUCAAUCAGAAAUGAUCUUUUCUUUGGAUAAACAGUGGGAGUAUAAGGCCAUGUGCAGACACCUGACUGGGACGUCACAGGUGUAGAAGUCCACUGUAAACUUACAGACAGUCACUAUGUUUACAUGCACAUACAAAUCAGAGUGCGCUGAACAACAGAAUUCAAAUCUUUUGAUUUUCAGACAUGCUACGAACAGCAUUACUCAAAAGGUAUUUUCCCUCCGCAGCACAAAUAAAUACAUUGUAGCCCUGGUAGUUUUUACUUUCACAUCAAUGUAGCAGACCAAAACAAAGCAACAUGUGGAGUCUGCAGUGGAGCGUCUGUAAUUUAUCACGGCUGCUGAUCUACAAUCAGUGGGCACAUGUCCAAACUUAUCUAUUUCUUACUUGACGCAGUUGAAUGCCUCUCCUAGUCUGCACUAAAUUGGACUGCUCUGUUACAUUCAGCAGGUAUCCAAGUAUAUUCAGAUGUGUUAUUUGGAUCUGAGAGAUUUGAUUUACACCUCAAUCGUUCCCAUUUUGAUAAACGGAUUUAAAUUGGACUAGGCCCUUUAUCCCGCUCUUUGUCCUGGCGAGCAUGUAAACGUAGUGACUGUUAAACAGGAGAGCUGUGAGGAUGUACAAUCAGAUCUCAGACUAUUACUAUGCAAACCACCACACAAACACCACACAAUAUGUACCCAAUGCAAUGUUACUUCAAGUACAGUACGGCACAGCGCUGGGCAGCCUCAUGUUAUUUUACUCUACUCCACUGUACAUGUACCAUUCUCUUUUACACGUGACCUAAUCUCACUGGAAGAACGCCCUGCUGUCCGAGUUUAAUCUGCAAACUUGAUCAUAUUUGAUUUAAAGUGGAACUAAACACUACAGCUACUUUUUUUUACUACAAAACAGUGUAUAUGGUGUUUUAAUAGUAUUGUUUACUGUCCUUAGUCCUUUUUGGCAAUUUUAGAGCAAAUGAGGUGAAUUUGCAGUUUUGAGUCUCUGCUGUCUUCAGUGGCCAUUGUAAUUUCAAAUACUGCCCCAGUGUUUGUGAUCAGAAACACCAGGUGAAGGGGCAGAGUUUGAAAUGUUGAUACUUGUUAGAGUAAUCACACUGCUCCGUACACCUCCAGACCUCUGCCUCUCCUCCCCAUUUUUUAUUUUUUUUUAAACACCUAAACUC